Messenger RNA from Trichoplusia ni (cabbage looper), 1523 nucleotides. Its product is annotated as monocarboxylate transporter 6-like. Bases 64 to 1512 code for a protein of 482 amino acids. Gene Ontology annotation, biological process: monocarboxylic acid transport; transmembrane transport. Gene Ontology annotation, molecular function: monocarboxylic acid transmembrane transporter activity. Lineage: Eukaryota; Metazoa; Arthropoda; Insecta; Lepidoptera; Noctuidae. The record is from RefSeq and is a predicted model, not a curated record. The transcript has 10 exons.
AAUAUAACUGGUAGCGGGGAACAUGCCGUGAUCGUUGUGUUGUGAUCUGUCAAACGUAUCAAAAUGAGUGUCAAGGAGAGGAAAGAUAGUUAUCAGUUGUUGUCGAAGCAAUAUGAACUUGUGGCGCCCGAUGGUGGAUGGGGUUAUGUGGUGGCAUUAGCCGCGAUUGUGGUUUUUACAUCGACCACCGGGUUUGCAGGAUGCUUCGGUAUGAUCUACAACGACUUUAUGACCGAAGUAGGGAUGACAUCGGCAGACGUCACCUUAUCAGCGGGAAUAGUCUGCAUGGCUGUCGCCUUUUCUGGUUUUUUCACAAGUGCGCUGCUUAAAAGAAUGUCACUACGCAAAUUGGCUUUCGCAGCAGUCAUUGUCUACUGCGGAGGUACUUUUGGACAGAUUAUAAUGACGACAAAACUUCAUUUUUAUAUUUUCCAAGGAGUAAUGCAGGGCUCUGGCUUAGGAAUAAUUAUGACCCUGACGUUUACCGCUAUGAACGAUUACUUUGUCAAGAAAAGGGUGUUAGUAAUGAGCUUCGUACAGACUGUGACAGGCAUUUUGACUAUGGUAGCACCUAUGUUUAUUAAAUGGGCAUUAGAACGGUAUGGUUUCCGCGGCUGUAUGAUAAUCCUAGCUGGAAUAUCUUUGAGCAAUGUGUUCGCAGUACUCACGUUCCAGCCGAUCAAACGGCACCUGAAGAAAGUUGAGAUUCCAGGAGCUCCCGAAACUUAUGAACCCUUAACCGAAAAAGUUGGUGAAAAGAAGCUCGACACACCAGUUAUAAAAUUAACCGAUAUAGAAGAAAACAUCACAAAGUUAAACUAUGAAGGUUAUUCUGAAGACAAUCUCAAGAAAAGUUUUUUGAGGAAAGCGCUGGAAUCAUUUUUAGAUAUAGAGCUUUGUAAAUCGUUUAUAUUAACCUGCCCAUGUCUGGGCCCUGCAAUCGUUUUAACAGCUGAUAAUUUAUACUUGAUGAUAUUUCCACAAUACUUGUACACUAUGGAAUGGAGUCAGGAAAAUGUGGCACUAUCCAUAAUGGCUUAUGGAUUCGGAGAUAUGAUUACAAGAGUACUUUUAAUAUUUAUUUCUAAAUGGGUUGACCAGUUGGGGGUCCAAAAAAUAUACGUAUUUGGAAUUGGUGUAGCAGUCUUUUCAAGAUUUGGAUUGCUGUGGAGUCCUUCAGCUGGGGUGACUACAGUUUUGGUGUACACCGCUUUAAUGGGAGUGUCUCACUGUGUCAUUGCUGUGCUCAUGCCAAUGGUGAUAUCCGAUGCUGUAGCACCAGAAAAGUUUACAGCAGCUAUGGGUUUCUGCCUUCUAGUCCUUGGAGUAACGAGUAUGGUCUUAGGCCCUGUAGUGGGCGCCAUAAGGGAUUACACAAAUAAUUACGAUGCGGCUUUCUACGUCAUAACUUUGUUCUACUUGAUGUUCUUAAUAUUGUGGCCGAUUGAACUGUUUGUAAGAAGUAGGCGGAUGAAGAAACUGAAGACUGAAUCUAGUAAUAUUAAUAAAUGAAUUAUCUAUAA